AUGAGUUUACUUAGGGAAGAUGAAGUAGAGCUAUUGGAAUCUAAACUUAGAGAUUCGACCAAAGGUAUCAUACCAAAGUUGAGUGGUGAUAGUUUUAUCAAGGGAUCAGAGGUGAUCGAUUGGAUGGUAGCCAACAUGUCGGUGUCGCGUGUCAAAGCAUCAGAGUACGGACAGAUGCUUUGGAAUCGCGGUGUGUUCGACCAUAUUGCACCGCACCCAUUCUCUGAUGACGGUCAGCUCUUUCGUUUGAAACCGAGUGAAGCAUCACCAAGAAAGCCAGUUGACGAUCAACAGUGGAAUCAACUGAAACAAGAUGCCGCCAAUAAAGAUACAUCAAAUGUUGAUCCAAUUGCAAAAUUACAUAAAUCAAUUGAAAAUGCAACAAAAGUAUAUCAAAGAUUAUUAAGAGAUAAGAAUCAGACAGCUUCACCAAAUAUAUUGCUAGGUUUAAAGUUGUUGGAUCAAACUUUGAAUUUGAUAGCAUCAAACAGUGGUAGUAAUAGUAGUAAUGUAGUACAUCCUUGUUAUAGUCAGAUACUUCAUUUAUUAAAUAAUCCAGAUGCUGAAGUAGUAGCCAACAACAACAACAACAACAAUAGUACAUCUACAACAACACCAACACCAGCACCUACACCUUCAACUAAUAGUAAUAGCAAUAGUAGUAGUAAAAAGACAACUACUACACAAGAUUCAACAAAGAAGACAACUACAGGUUCAACAACAAAAACAACUAAUACUACAGCAACAACAACAACAACAAACAACAACAAAACAAAAGAACAAGAAAUUCAAGAAUUGACUGAUGCAUUAGCUUUUUCAGAGAGAUUGGAAAUUGGUUUAGUUCAACAACUUAAUUUAGCACACCAACAAACAACACUAUUGAAAACAUUAAAGAAAAAAUAA
Heterostelium album PN500 is the source of this 903-nucleotide messenger RNA. Its product is annotated as DEP domain-containing protein. The record is from RefSeq and is a predicted model, not a curated record. NCBI's taxonomy places the organism in Eukaryota, Evosea, Eumycetozoa, Acytosteliales, Acytosteliaceae. Gene Ontology annotation, biological process: intracellular signal transduction. Bases 1 to 903 code for a protein of 300 amino acids. The transcript is spliced from 3 exons.